This is a messenger RNA of Eimeria maxima, 1581 nucleotides long. Its product is annotated as Tubulin gamma chain, related. The record is from RefSeq and is a predicted model, not a curated record. Gene Ontology annotation, molecular function: structural constituent of cytoskeleton; GTP binding. The transcript has 5 exons. Gene Ontology annotation, biological process: mitotic cell cycle; microtubule cytoskeleton organization. Bases 1 to 1581 code for a protein of 526 amino acids. Gene Ontology annotation, cellular component: microtubule; cytoplasm. NCBI's taxonomy places the organism in Eukaryota, Apicomplexa, Conoidasida, Eucoccidiorida, Eimeriidae.
AUGAGUACUCUCGUGGUGAUGGUGGGCGGGUGUGGCAAUUAUCUUGGAAGCGAGGUGUUUGCUGCAAUCCAUACUGAGCUGCGGAGAGCUGUAUCCGAAGGAGACAACACCACUGCCGACUCUUUGCGUCGGCGAUUCUUCACCGGUGACUCGAUGGCAGCGUGCGGGGACUUUCUGAAGGCCAGAAGCCUCCUUAUAGACAUGGAAGCUAAGACAGUUCAAAAUUGUCUCCUUCGUCAGCCCUUGCCAAUUAACGGCGAGCGUAGGGGAAAAUGCUCCGCGGGGAGAGGCAUUCCCAAGCUCAACACAGGCUUAACAGACCCAGGAUGGUAUUGGGACCCAAAAUUUGCAUACUGGAAGCAAGGAGGCUGCGGGAACAACUGGGCACUUGGCCACGAAUUUCAGGGUCCCUCAAACCGUGAAAGCAUGGAGCAUCUGCUCCUCAGCCUUGCCGAGGAAGGGGACAGCGUCAGCUCCAUUAUGGUGCUCCACUCGCUGGCAGGUGGGACGGGUUCGGGGGUUGGUUCGUACCUAACGGAGUUAUGCGCUGACUUGCUGCCGGCGAGCUGCAUCGCUAGCUGCUGCGUAUGGCCCUUCGACGCUGAGGCUGUGCCGCGCAAGGUGGGCACUGUGGUGCUUGAGGCUCUCAGCGACGGUAUCUUCAUUUUUGAAAACUCCCGAUGCGCCAAGAUCCUGCAAAGACACGCAAUGUCGAGCAACACACGUACGGCAGCGGGUCUCUCUGAAAUAAAUCGCUGCAUCGCACGUGAUCUUGUGGGUUGUUGCAUCCUUCCAUCCUACCCGUGGGUCCCUCGAAGCAAGAACCCUUCACCGGGUUCAUCUAGGCAGUCAAACGGGCCCAGCGGUCCACAGCAGGUUCCUUCACCUGCUGGUCGAGGAGUGUCCGAACGCGAUGCAGGUGUGGCACUCCGCUGCACCAUGCGAGACGUGCUGAUGGCAGCAGCUCCGCAUCCAGCCUUCAAACUGCUGACGUGUCGGUACCUUCCCCAGGGCUCUCUGGCGGAGCAGAAUGGAGUCCGUUUUGCCCCAUACACAUGCACAUCCUUGCUUCACCGGCUGGAGCGCAUGUUCACCAGAGCAGAUACUUUGGACCUACUUGCCCCUCCUAGCCCCUCAACACCCUCCAGUCACCGACAAGCCUUCUAUGCGGCCACACAACAGAAGAGCAGAGAUACACCACAGCAUGGAACCGGAAGGGUUGGCACUCACCCAAACGUUGCUGUUGGGGCGCAAAUCUGCAUGAGGGGGCCAGUAGUCCGCUCCAUCGAAGGGGACCCUACCAGCGCCUGCAAAAUUGCCUUGUGGCCUUACGCAUUGAGCUCCGUUCAGUAUGGGUGUGACUACAAGCUGCCGCACACCCUUGCCAGCUCUACAGAGCGGCUGUGCCUGUUGGGGGCGGGUUGCGGGCGCAGGACUUUGCAAUUGGGCAUGGACAUGCUGCACGCUAAGGCCUUCGUGCAUCACUACGAGAGAUUUGGCGUGGGGUCGGAGGAGAUCCAGAAUGCCCUGGAACAGCUGCAAGAAACUGCAAACGCUUACUUAACCCUCCGUCAUAAUUGA